AUGAGCGUGUCGACGCCUCUCCUCGACAACACCAUCGAACCAGACGACGCUCCCACCGGAAACAUCUCAUCACCACAACAAAAGUCAUCCCGCCCUCCUGUUGUCCUUACUCCCACAAAUGGAAAUCCCGCUCUCGCCGCCAACGACAAUGACGCUGAAUCUGGCAUAGCAGGCAUAUUCCGCCAAUCAGCACACCCCCUCGCCCUCUUCUUCCUCUUCCUCUUUCGAAUAGCUGCCAUCACCGUAUACAUCCUCUGUGGCUUCUUCACAGACAACUACGUCCUAUCCUCGUCGUCCUCCUCGCAAUGGACUUUUGGAACUUGCCGCAACGUGUCAGGCCGCACACUCGUCGGUUUACGUUUCUGGAACCAAGUUGACGACGACGGCGAGAGCUUUUGGGUCUUUGAGAGUCGUGAUCCGUCCCACCCUCCCAACCCCAUAGACUCCAAGAUGUUCUGGAUAGCACUAUACGUCUUUCCUUGUCUCUGGGCUGCCCUAUUCAUCGUAUCCCUUCUCAAGCUCAGUAUAUCAUUCAUUCCCAUCGUCAUCCUCGCUCUCGUCUUCAACAUCACCAACGCCAUCGGCUUCACCUAUGCAGACCGCGACGCCAAACAGCGUUGGGCCAACAAUCUUUCUUCUUCAUGGGGCAUGGGCGGAAUCACCGGCUCCCUCCUCUCAGGCGCCGUCAAGCAGUCUGUCGGCAGAAUAUUCAAGUAG
Desarmillaria tabescens is the source of this 717-nucleotide messenger RNA. RefSeq names its product Golgi apparatus membrane protein TVP23. The transcript has 4 exons. Gene Ontology annotation, cellular component: Golgi membrane. Gene Ontology annotation, biological process: protein secretion; vesicle-mediated transport. The record is from RefSeq and is a predicted model, not a curated record. NCBI's taxonomy places the organism in Eukaryota, Fungi, Basidiomycota, Agaricomycetes, Agaricales, Physalacriaceae. Bases 1 to 717 code for a protein of 238 amino acids.